AUGGUAUCCUACGGGAACUGUGACAGAAGAGUAGAAUCAAAUUGUGCAAAAUCGAGAAGCUGCCCCUCAUCCAGUGCACCGGUACGUGUCAUAUAUAUAACUUCGAAGUGUCCUAGUUGUGCAUCUCCACCGAUAAGUUGCCCUUCUCCAUCGGUAAGUUGCCUAUCGCCAUCGAUAAGUUGCCCUCCUUCUUAUCCAUCAUAUUAUCCUCCUCCGUCUUCUCCGUGUCCACCAUGUCCAGUUGCUUCACCUUAUCCAGUUUCCCCAUGUCCUGCUCCUCCGCCUUGUCCAGCAUGUCCAGCUCCUCCUCCUUGUCCAGCGUGUCCUCCUCCACCUCCGCCACCUCCUCCUCCUCCGCCACCUCCUCCUCCUCCACCACCACCUCCACCACCACCGCCACCUCCUCCUCCACCACCACCACCAGCUAGAAGAGUUUUACACCUAAAGGAAGAUUUCAAUCACACGAAGAAAAUUUUAAAUAAUGGCACUAGAACGACCCCCAAAAGAUAUCGGAUCAUCAAACCAAAGCCAUUUUCAAACUCUUCUUUAUCGAAUGUCAAAGAAACUGACAAGAAAAACUCGUCUUCAUCGUUUGUAAAAGUGAAAAAGUAUGUCAGGAGACCACGACGAACAAGACGUUAUUAUACAAGACGUUAUUAUUUUAGACAAUUCAGAAUUAAUUAA
Molecule: messenger RNA, 684 nt
Organism: Centruroides sculpturatus (bark scorpion)
Lineage: Eukaryota; Metazoa; Arthropoda; Arachnida; Scorpiones; Buthidae
Product: leucine-rich repeat extensin-like protein 3
Exons: 1
Coding region: 1-684 (227 amino acids)
Source: RefSeq, a predicted model, not a curated record